CUCCCUGCCUGCAUGGCUGCCUCCCCUCCCUCGCCCGGACGCUCUCGCUGGCAGUCGCUCCCAAAAGUGGCACUGAGAUCCGCGGCUUUGAACCAGUAGCGAGUAACCAAGUAAAUGAGAGCUGCUCACUAUAUGUACUGUGCUGCAUCCAUGACUUUACACACCUGGCUGGUGUACGGGCUUGGAUUUAUCUUGGCGCUCUGCUUGACACAAGUGGAGGGUCUGCAGUGCUAUGGCUGCAACAUCAUCCAGGGUCAGCGCUACGUGGACGUGGGUUGCUCCAACCCGGAGGUGCUCACCUGCACCCACUCACACAAGGGCUUCAAGCACCGUUUCUGUAUCAAGACAGAGAGCACUGCACUGGGCAUCGUCCUGACCAGCGGCUGUGCCACAUCCAGACACUGCCAGCAACAAGAGCUGCCUGGCGUCCGCAUCCACUGCUGUGACUCGGAUCUGUGCAACAGCGCCCCCUCCCGGCAACCACAUGCACUACUACAGUACGCCUGCGCACUGGGCAGCCUCCUGUUACUGAGGAUGUGGCUGUGAUGGGAAAAGGGGACACAAACACACUGAGUGUAUUGGGGAAAAAACAAACUGUCACGUCCUCGCCCAUUUGGCAUUUCAUGUCAAAGACUGAAUGGAUUUUAAUGAAGUAUGUUAUUUACUGUGUGAAUCCUGGGAGAAAAGCUUUCACUGUAAAACAUGUCCAUACAACCUACUAGGUGGGUUGCACAUGGGCCAACGAUGACACAGCGGGGUCAAUUCUGGUUAAAGGUGCAGAUUAUUGAAUCUAAUUUCAGUUUUUGUUGAUAUGAGUCAGUAUAUUUUAAAUGGAACACCCCAUUCAUGCCGCAUUCCAGAUAACUGGGAAAUCAAAACCCUCAGAUGGUUAAAUGCUUCAAAAUCCAAGGUAUUAAUCACAAACUACUUCACCAAGAUGCACGAAUAUGAUGUCACACAACAAUGCCACGGCACAGAAAGACUACAUUAACUAUGUUUGUUGGUUUUAACCCUGGUGAUGUAAUGGUACAUGCACUUUUGCAGCAGAUGCAUCAGGAAGGGUACCCGGUUCGUGCAUUUAUUGGUUAUUCUUGUUAUUUUCUUAGGAAAUGUGUGUAAAUAGGUUAAAAAAAUAGGUUUGUUGUCCAGACUGUACAAGAUUGACAUGUUUUUUGUUUACGUUUGAACACAACACUUUGAAAUCAAACCUUGGAAGCUUCAAGUGAGAAAUCCUGAAUUUCUCAAAUGCAGCACAAGUCAUCCUCCAUAUCAACCAGGAAGUACUGUAACCUGCUGUUUAAGAGAUAAAGUAUUACAGGUGGUCCUCGGGUUACAAACAAGUUCCGUUCCUAGACAGUGAAGUCAUGUUUUGGUGCAAGUCAGUUUGUUUCUUCUCUCUCUCAAGAAGUAAAAAAAACAUGGUGAUGACUUUUCUUUAUGGAACAUGUAAGGGAGUAACCCUAGGACCACACGUUAGCGUGCUAUGAUUUGCUAUGAUGCAUUACCAGAUGUUAGUUAGACCACUUUAUUUCUGUCUUAGGCAUCUUUCAGCAAUCACACUCACUCUCUCCACUUGCUUCAAGGGUGUAGACAUUUUACCAUUAAAAAACGACUUAAUCACACAACCUUUCAGUAAAGACGCAGACUAAUUUUAGAAAGGUUACAAUCAAUGCACUUAUACCGUGUGCUCAUUUUACCACACUAAUAUGAGAUAUGUUCUACUUUUAAGGUCACUCAUUUACUCAUUGUGUGUGUGUGUGUGUGUGUAGGGGGGAUCAAAUGAUAUAUAUUUUUUUAGUUUGCUGCUCAGAGCGCACUGCAUGCGGUUAUACAUAACGAUUGUAAGAAAUAUAAUGUACAGUGAAUGCAUGUCAUGUGGUCAGUUAUUGUAAUUAUGAAUAAAAGGAUUCAUAUUUUUCAAA
Molecule: messenger RNA, 1922 nt
Organism: Doryrhamphus excisus (bluestripe pipefish)
Lineage: Eukaryota; Metazoa; Chordata; Actinopteri; Syngnathiformes; Syngnathidae
Source: RefSeq, a predicted model, not a curated record